AUAUCGGACAUGUGGCUGAAGGAACUGGGGAUCGAACCCCAACAACCGACUCUACUAACUGAGCUACAGCCGCCCCACAAGGAUAGAUGUCAGACUUGACAACACGCUGCUGAAACAGAGAAUGUCAGACACGGCAGACUCCCUCACACCUAUGGAGAAACAGGAAGCUCUUGGUGAUGAUGUGUCCUCACAACCACCAUCACCACCACCGUCAUACGCAGAGCAGCAGCCCCCGCCCUACUCUGCUGACCCCUCAGUGUUCCCUCCAUCAAAAGAGGAAACCGCCUGCACUUCCCAGCCAACCUCCGAGUACCCGUCCGUCAGCGACAUAAACCCAGAGGCCCCGCCGGACUCAACUCCACCUGAAGAGCCAUCGCCUUUUGAUGACAAGACAGUGAGAAGAGGUUUUGUCAGGAAGGUGUUCUGCAUCGUGAUUCUCAUGCUGCUGUUCACCUUCAGCGUGGUGUGUGUGUUCACCUUCUCCAACGUGGUCAGACAGGCGGUGAGGAGAAACCUGUGGAUCUACCUCAGCUCCUUCUUCAUCUUCUUAACUGUUAUCAUCGUCCUCUUCUGCUGCAAAAACUUCAGUCGGCGUCACCCGUGGAACAUCGUGGGACUGGUUGUGAUCACUGUGAGCUUUUCGUACAUGGUGGGAACCGUCGCCUCCUUCCACCAGACCUCGGCUGUUGUCGUCACCAUGGCAGCAACUAUCGCCAUUUCUCUUGCAAUCCUUGCAUUCUCUUUACAGACUCGUUUUGAAUUCAACAUCUGUUACGGCAUUCUGCUGGUUCUGGCUGUGGACAUGAUCGUAUUUUUCAUCUUCCUCACCUUCUACAUCUCGCACGUGCUUGAUGUCACCUAUGGAUGUCUGGGGGCCCUGCUUUUCGCGCUGUUCCUGAUGAUCGACGUUCAGCUGCUGAUGGGGAAGAAGAGCGAAGGCCUGGACCCAGAGGAAUACGUCAGCGCUGCCCUCAUAAUCUACCUGGACAUAGUGCUCAUCUUCCUCUACCUGCUGGGGAGGAGAUGAAACAGUGCAUGCACGGACACACGCAUGCGCGCGCACGCACGCACGCACGCACGCACGCACGCACGCACUCACGCACGCACGCACG
This is a messenger RNA of Labrus bergylta (ballan wrasse), 1112 nucleotides long. NCBI's taxonomy places the organism in Eukaryota, Metazoa, Chordata, Actinopteri, Labriformes, Labridae. The record is from RefSeq and is a predicted model, not a curated record.